This is a messenger RNA of Cuscuta campestris, 1013 nucleotides long. Lineage: Eukaryota; Viridiplantae; Streptophyta; Magnoliopsida; Solanales; Convolvulaceae. The record is from the annotation of a GenBank genome assembly.
GUAUAUUGAAUACAUUUUACUGUACGUAUUUUGGCUGGUGACAAUUACCUUUCCAUCAGUGGUCAGGUUUCUGAGGCUAUAUAUAUAUUAUGAUUAUAGAAAGAGUAUCUCACAUUCUCACAUUAUGGAAGGAACUUCUCGAACACUUCCUUACACUAUAAGAUUCGUUGGUCUUCUUGGCAGUCACUCUCUUGGUAGAAAUCCAAAGUUUAUGGCUACUGCGGUAGAUUUAGGAAGGGAAUUGAUAAGGCGAAAGAUUAAACUUGCCUAUGGAGGAGGUAGUGUUGGCCUUCAAGGAGCAGUUGCUUUAACAGUCUUCACCAAUGGUGGUCUCGUUAGAGGUUUCAUUCCUGGGUACAUAGCAACACGACGGGUCUACGGACCUACAUAUGGCGUAGAGCACACAGUUUCCAGCAAUUACUACAAAUAUUUUGAGAUGAAUCAUGCUGUGGAAGCUUUCAUCGUUCUUCCCGGAGGAGUUGGCACUAUGGAAGGUUUGUUCACCUUGAUCGCGUGGGCUUCUGAAGGGUUACACAAUAGAUCCAUUGGUCUCUUGAACAUUGACGGUUAUUUCAAUAACCUAAUCAAGUUUCUAGAUGAUGCGGUGAGACAGAACUUCAUGGCUUUGAAUCAAAGGAAACUGUUCAUCUCUUCUUUCUUUGUUGAUGAGCUCUUAGACAAACUAGAGUUUUCUAAAGCUUUUCUGGGUCCUGGUGCUAAUUACGAUGAGUUCGCAAAUCCCAGGGGAUUAGAUUUAGAUUUACAUUUGUAAUAUUACUUCAUGUAAUCCCAGUUGUAUUUGUGUCGGAAUUUAUGAAUAUUAUUCUACGUUGUAUGGCCAGUGCGAGCUGCAUUUCUUCAUUCUUCAAUCUUUCACUGUUGGGGUCACUGUUUCACGUCUUGUUUUGUAUUGUCACCACGUCGUAAUCUUUCGAGUCAAUUACUUCACUUCAUUAUUUCAAUCAGACUACAUCGACUUUUUCGAUGAUAAGCAAUAAGGUCAUUAAUCGCUU